UAAACCAAAACCAAUACAUUUUCAUCUUGUUAUUUGUUUACCCAAUUAGAAGAAAAAAAUAGCAACAAAGAUGAUGAUGUCAAUUUUCAGUUCCUUUGAUGCUCUCUCCGCUGAGAUCUUUGGCCUAAAGGUGAGCCGUUCUUGGGCACCGGCCACUUCUGACAACAAACAACAACAAGGUCUGGCUCCUCUUGUAUCCGAUCGCAAGACCGCCGCUUCUCCGCCGUCUACUUCCUCACCUGGUGAACUGAACAAGGCCGGAGAGGCAGCGGCGCCGUCAUCUUCAAAAUCGCCGUCGCGUCCACAGCAGCAAAGGAGGAGGCCGAGGUUUGCACCGGAAUUGGAUGGGGUCCACUGUUUCGAAACAAUUCUUCCCUAUUAAUUUUUAUUACAUAAAGUCUAAAAGAUUGAAAUUCUUUAUUCUUGUCUGACUGUAACUAAUUAGCCCACUGCCAUCAUGAAGGUUGAUACAAUUUAGUUGUAUUAAAUUCUUUUAUUUCUUGUUUGAACAACUUCCAUCCACAUUUUUUUCUUUAAAUCUGUUUCCCUGAUCAAUUAUCGAUCUUUUCUAGAGGAAGAAACAAAAGAGAUUGAAAAAGCAGGGAAUAUGCUGUAUGUUUCGUCUAGUGCACGUUAAUGUAAUUCCACUAUUUUACAACCCUUUCUUCGAGUUGAAA
Messenger RNA from Solanum verrucosum, 677 nucleotides. RefSeq lists its product as uncharacterized. The record is from RefSeq and is a predicted model, not a curated record. NCBI's taxonomy places the organism in Eukaryota, Viridiplantae, Streptophyta, Magnoliopsida, Solanales, Solanaceae. Bases 71 to 382 code for a protein of 103 amino acids. The transcript has a single exon.